Messenger RNA from Leucoraja erinaceus (little skate), 5267 nucleotides. RefSeq names its product PTPRF interacting protein alpha 2 (gene ppfia2). Gene Ontology annotation, molecular function: protein binding. The record is from RefSeq and is a predicted model, not a curated record. Gene Ontology annotation, biological process: synapse organization. Gene Ontology annotation, cellular component: presynaptic active zone. NCBI's taxonomy places the organism in Eukaryota, Metazoa, Chordata, Chondrichthyes, Rajiformes, Rajidae.
GGGGGGGGGGGGUCGACCUUUUCCUUGCACGAUUCUAUUUAUUUUCCGCUGGAAGGUGGAGCUUUUUUUCCUCCCCCGGUCUCCGGCUCCGCCGCUGGCCUGAGAGACUGGGAGGAAGAUGAUGUGCGAGGUGAUGCCCACCAUCAGCGAGGACACCCUCAGCCAGAGGGGCUCCCAGAGCAGCUCGGAGGACUCCAAUUUCGAGCAGCUGAUGGUCAACAUGCUGGACGAACGCGACCGGCUGCUCGACACCCUCCGGGAGACCCAGGAGAGCCUGGCGCUAGCACAGGGCAAACUCCAGGAUGUCAUCUACGAUAGGGACUCUCUGCAGCGCCAGCUCAACUCUGCAUUGCCCCAGGAGUUUGCUGCAUUGACAAAAGAGCUAAAUGCAUGCAGAGAACAACUGCUGGAAAAAGAAGAGGAAAUUUCUGAACUCAAAGCUGAGAGAAAUAACACAAGACUUUUGUUGGAACAUUUGGAAUGUCUUGUGUCGAGGCAUGAGCGAUCACUGAGAAUGACUGUGGUGAAACGGCAGGCACAGUCUCCUUCAGGAGUGUCCAGUGAAGUUGAGGUUUUGAAGGCACUAAAGUCACUUUUUGAACACCAUAAAGCUUUAGAUGAGAAGGUGAGGGAACGUCUACGAAUUGCAUUGGAGAGAGUAUCCACACUGGAAGAGGAAUUGACUGCUGCUAACCAAGAGAUAGCACUACAGCAAGAGCAAAAGGCACACUUUCAGAAGAAUGAAGAAUCUGCAGAAUCUGAGCUUCCAGAGGGAGCAGAGCCAGGUCAGAGGCUUCAUGGAAAGCGCCUUUCCAAUGGUUCAGUUGACACCAAUGAUGAAAUGAAUCAAGUUAUGGAACUGCAGGACUUACUGGAGAAACAGAAUUUUGAAAUGACACAGACAAAAGAGGGUCUAGCAGCGUUAUCUGGUCAGUUUGCUGAUGUGGAACAGGAUCUAGAAACAGCCAGAAAAGAUCUGAUUAAAUCAGAAGAAAUGAGUACUAAAUAUCAGAGGGAUAUUAGAGAGGUAAUCGCUCAGAAAGAAGAUAUGGAAGAAAGGAUAACUACGUUGGAGAAGCGGUACCUUAAUGUACAGAGGGAAUCAACCUCAGUACAUGACAUAAACGACAAACUGGAAAACGAGUUGGCAAAUAAGGACGACUUCUUUCGCCAGCUCGAAGAGAAAAAUAGACAGUUACAGGAACGUUUGGAACUUGCUGAACAGAAGCUACAGCAAACAAUGAAGCGAGCAGAAACAUUGCCAGAAUUAGAAGCCGAACUUGCCCAGCGAAUUACAGCCCUAACAAAGGCUGAAGAGAGGCAUGGCAGCAUAGAAGAACGUUUGAGACAUUUAGAAACUCAGCUUGAAGAAAAGAAUCAGGAACUGCAAAGGGCUCGACAAAGAGAGAAAAUGAACGAAGAGCACAAUAAGCGACUGUCAGACACGGUGGAUAGAUUGUUGACAGAGUCGAAUGAGCGACUUCAGCUACAUCUAAAGGAAAGAAUGGCCGCAUUAGAGGAUAAGAACAUACUGAUACAAGAAUCUGAACUCUUAAGAAAACAACUAGAAGAGUCUCUUCAUGAUAAGGAGCAAUUAGCUGAAGAAGUAGAAAAAUUACAUGCAGAGGUUCAACAAAUGAAAAUGCAGUCAGUUUCUUUAUUGGACUCAACCAUGUCCAGGCCACAUUUGGAUCCCUCACCUGAGAAACGGUAUUCCAUGGGCUCAUUGAUAGAUAGCCAGUCUGACCAUUUUAGGUCUUCCAAUUUGCUAAGGAGGUCACAGAGAGGGCGUUCAUUGGGCCGCAGAGAAGAACCAAAGAUACAGACACUUGGUGACAAUGAAUGGAGCAGAACUCAGCAGAUUGGUAUGCUGAGCAGCCAUCAGUUUGAAAGUGACACUGAAAUGUCUGACAUUGAUGAUGAUGACAGAGAAACAAUAUUUAGUUCCAUGGAUCUUCUUUCACCUAGUGGACAUUCUGAUGCUCAGACGCUUGCCAUGAUGUUACAAGAGCAGCUUGAUGCUAUUAACAAUGAAAUAAGGUUAAUCCAGGAAGAGAAGGAGUCAACUGAACUUCGUGCUGAGGAAAUUGAGAAUCGAGUGGGUAGUGUUAGCCUUGAAGGUCUAAAUUUGGCCAGAAUGCAUCCAGGGAGAUCUAUUACAGGCUCGGUUACUGCGUCUUCAUUAGCCAGUUCCUCCCCUCCGAUAAGUGGGCACUCAACACCAAAAUUCCGAGCACGUAGCCCUGCCAGGGACAUGGAUCGUAUGGGCAUCAUGACACUGCCUAGUGAUCUAAGGAAGCAUCGGAGAAAGAUUGCAGCUGUGCAGGAAGAUGGUCACGAAGAUAAAGCUACGAUAAAAUGUGAAACAUCACCUCCAUCAUCGCCAAGACCACUCAGAAUGACUCAUACCCUCCCAUCCUAUCAUGAUGAUAUGCGAAGUUUUUCAGCAUCAAUAGAAGCAGAAAUGGGCAAUUAUAGUAGUACAAGUAGCCAGGACUCACUCCAUAAAGGACAAAAGAAGAAAGGAAUCAAAUCCUCAAUAGGCCGCUUAUUUGGAAAGAGAGAGAAAGGGCGCCUAGGACAUCUUGCCAAAGACCAUUUGGCUUCAGUACAAGCAGGUAUAUUUGAUGCAGAAAUGAGUAAUCAAGAUUCCCUUGGAUUGGGCAAAUUAGGAACACAAGCAGAAAAAGACAGAAGAUUGAAGAAAAAGCAUGAAUUAUUAGAAGAAGCCCGGAGAAAAGGUUUGCCAUUUGCACAGUGGGAUGGACCAACAGUAGUAGCAUGGCUUGAGCUGUGGCUUGGAAUGCCUGCUUGGUACGUGGCUGCUUGCCGGGCAAACGUGAAGAGUGGAGCCAUUAUGUCGGCCUUGUCUGAUACUGAGAUUCAAAGGGAAAUAGGAAUCAGCAACCCUCUUCACCGGUUGAAACUCAGACUAGCGAUUCAAGAAAUGGUAUCACUAACAAGUCCAUCAGCACCUCCAACAUCAAGAACACCCUCAGGAAAUGUCUGGGUGACUCAUGAGGAAAUGGAAAAUUUAACAUCUGCUGCAAGAAUGGACUCUGAAGAAGGCAGUUGGGCUCAGACCUUGGCUUAUGGUGACAUGAAUCACGAAUGGAUUGGUAAUGAAUGGCUUCCUAGUUUGGGAUUACCUCAGUACCGCAGUUAUUUCAUGGAGUGCCUGGUAGAUGCUAGAAUGCUGGAUCACCUGACAAAGAAAGAUCUCCGCAUUCCUUUAAAAAUGGUGGAUAGCUUUCAUAGAACAAGUUUACAGUAUGGUAUUAUGUGCUUGAAGCGUUUGAACUAUGACAGAAAAGAACUAGAAAAGAGGAGAGAACAAAGUCAGCAUGAAAUUAAAGAUGCAAUAGUAUGGAGCAAUGACCGCGUCAUCAGGUGGAUAUUGUCGAUUGGUCUUCGAGACUAUGCAAACAACCUCACGGAAAGUGGUGUCCAUGGAGCACUCCUUGCUUUGGAUGAAAACUUUAACUACAGCAGUUUGGCUUUAAUACUUCAAACAAAAAUUCCCACACAAAAUACACAGGCAAGACAAGUUCUUGAAAGGGAAUAUAACAACCUCCUUGCACUUGGUACAGAAAGAACUCUUGAUGAUACUAAUGAGAAAGAUUUUCAACGAGGGCCUUCCUGGAGAAAACAGUUCCCUCCACGUGAAGUUCAUGGAAUCAGCAUGAUGCCAGGAUCUUCUGAAACACUUCCAGCAGGUUUCAGAUUAACAACAACGUCCACAAAAAGAGCUUCUGAUGUUGCCUCAUCAGGAAUGCAAAGAAUAGACAAUUCCACCAUCCGGACUUACUCUUGCUGACAUCCAGAGAAAUUAUACAACAAUGUCAUGUGCAUUUGGCCAAUACCUGUAUGCAAAAAUUUCCAUUGGCUUUGAAGACUGACGAUACCAACAGCAAUUUGCCAGUUAAAUGAAUUGAUAUUGCUAAAAGUACAUUCUCAAAGUGCAACAAUGUUUUUGUAAAGAAUUUAGCUUAUGGGCGGUGAUGAUUUAUAGAUGUCAUUUUAUUAUAUUUCACUAUCAACUGAGUUGAUAUUAUUCAGUAAAUGUUUGACAGAAAAGUACCGCGCUCACUGUUUUCAAACAUCAGUGUAAGAAUGGACAAGUAUUAGCACCAUUUUAUCAUAUCAUUUGUUCUUGACUCAUGGUUUACAAAAUUGUCGUGUAUAAUAUUGGCUGAACAUAUGUAUUGUGUACGGAUUUCUUUAUAUAUAUGUAUGUUGUAUGUAAAUGUAUAUAAAUAUUUUAUAAAAGAGCAAAAGUACUGCACAGAAUUUACAUGUGGUUUUAAUCAGAACACACUCAUUGUCAAAUAAUUCUUCUGUUUGUCAUAGAGUCGUACAACACGGAAACAGGCCCUUUAGCCCAAUUCAUCCGUGCCACCCAAGAUGCCCAUCUACGCUAGUUCCAUUUGCCCACAUAGGACUCGUAUCCCUCUCAAACUUUCCAAUCAAUGUACCUCAUCUUGUUUAUAUCUCAUCACCUGCCAUAGACUUUGUGAUAUUUAAUACACAAAAAACAUUUUUACAAAGAUUUACUAAAACAAUGCAAUUUGGACUGUAAUUUCAGUAAUAUUCCUAACUUUCUAACAUGCAGUUGAAGCUGGAAUCCUGCCAUAAUCAGAUGUUAAAUAUCUGACAACACUACAUUGCAGAAUACAUUUUCCUCUGGGCCUUCAUAAGGUGAUGAGACUGUACUGAGAUGACAAAUAAGCAUUGCAAUCAUUCUGCUAAACUGCUAAUCUAAAAUACCUUAUUCCUGGAACCUAUUCUGCAACCCACUACUAAUUUGACUUGUGGACCAAGUUUUACUUUGUAGCCUUUGUCAGAAUUGUGCUAUUAUGAUCUCAAAAUGUGAACCAAAAUUUUACAAACUGGUAUGUUUGGUGUUACCAUUUGUUUCUGACAAAUCUUCUGUCUUAAUAACUUGGCAUUUGUUGAACUCUCAGCUUACCUGCAAGCUACUGCCAAGCUUGCCUUGUAAAGACUUUAUACUGUUAAAUUCACUUUAUUAGAAGAAAUAACUGAAAGACAGAAGGUUAUGCAAAAUUAAAUAUACACAAUAUUAGUCAUUUCAUCAGAUUUAUUGCCUGCAGUAGUAUUAUUUGUCCUCAUAUUGUUACUCUUUGAUUGUAGACAUUUGGAGAAAAUAGUGAUGGCUUUAAUAUUCUGGUUGCAAGCUCCAGCUGCUUUGACCUCAGCUUUCUGAACUGUCUUUUAGUUAUUUCCCUUUGCAUUUCUUUUGCUAUGUU